AACAUUUCUUUCAGAGUAGUUGCAAGUGAUAGUUAUAGGAACAAUUACUAAUCUUUUUUAUCCUUGAAUAAAUAUAAAUUUACGUUGUUAGGAAAAGCUUGAUUGGUUUACAAACAUCCUCUAAGCAAAUUCUUAAUGCAUAGAAUUAGGCAAAGUUAUUGCCUUUCAAUUUUUAUUUUAAAUAUAAGUUGGGAAGAACAUUUUUAAGCUGACUGCAGUAGUAGGAGGCAGUAGAUAAGCUGUUGGUGCUCCAUUGUGGAGUUGCAUUGAAGUGCUGCUCUCUGGAACAUGACCUUACUUGGAUUUUCAAUCAACUACUAAGAUCUCAAAGCUACUUUGAGAUGUCUGGCAGAGGCAACAGGGGACGGCAGGCAUGGCAGGGUUGGCGUGGCCGGGGUGGCCUAAUGAAGCCAAUUCCCAACUUGAAUUCUUCAUUUGUAAAGGACAACAACAUGACAAACAACUUUUUUCCUCCCAUGUCUUGUGGUGGGCCACCUAACAGCAGCAUCGGAGGACCUCAUAUGGGGAUGGGUGGACCACCAAACUCUAUGGGAGGACCUCAUAUGAAUAUGUGUGGGCCACCACAAAUGAUGGGUGGCCAUGGAGGACCUCAAGGCAUGGGUGGCCCUGGAGGCCCUCAAGGCAUGGGCGGCCCUGGAGGACCUCAGGGCAUGGGUGGUCCUGGAGGCCCUCAAGGCAUGGGCGGCCCUGGAGGCCCUCAAGGCAUGGGUGGUCCUGGAGGCCGUCAAGGCAUGGGUGGCCCCGGAGGUCAUCAAGGCAUGGGUGGUCCUGGAGGCCCUGGUGGUCCACAAGGCAUGUGUGGUCCUGGUGGUCCUCAAGGCAUGGGUAAUCAUUGUGGUCCUCAAGGCAUGGGUGGCCCAGGAGGUCUCCGUGUCUUGGGAGGCCCUCAUGGGAUGGGUGGGCCUAGAGCCCCACAAGGCAUGGGAGGUGGUGGAGGCCCAAAUGGUUUUGUUGGCAGUGGUCGACUACCUGGAUUCCAAGGUAUGAAUAGCCCUGGAGGUAUGAUGGGUUCCCCGAUGGUCAUGAACGGUCCUCCUGUUGGCAUGAUGGGUCCACCACAAGGCCUGAGUGGACCCAUGCCUCAGUUUGGCCAGCACCCUGGAAUGGGGGGAUUUCCCUUCCGUCCCAAUGGACCACCAAACUUCAUGGGCAAUCAGCAAAUGAAUGCAGGUUGUGGUCCUCGGACUUCCGGUGACUGGAGCUUUGGCACAGUUUCAGGCCCUGCACCAAAUGUUUCCCAGCAGCAAAUUUAUCAGCAACAACGUUCUGCUGAACAAUUUCUCGAGUCACAGCAAGGAAUGCUUUCAGCAGCGAGUGAAAUUGCCCAGGCCUCUGCUGUGGCUGCUUCUGCUAUUGAGACUUCCAAUGCAGCAGCUCCAAUAACAGCAACUGCUGGCGCUAGUUCAGGCAACGCUAGCACCUCUACUGUUUCUACUACUGCCACGACGUGCUCGGCUACCUCGGACGAGUCUUCCCAUGAGCAGCUCACAGCUACUGCAGUGGUUGGUAUCGCAAACGCCUUCAACAGCAAGAAAGACGCGAUCCGAGCCUCGAGCUCCGAGGACAGGUUUGCUGCCAAGCAGCGUAAGGAGGCAGAGGUUCAGGCUGCCUGGGAGACGCUGCAUCAGUACUGGCAGUUUGUACAGGACAACCCCUACGAUUUUAAUGGCUGGACUUACCUCCUUAGUCAUGUAGAAGCCAUGGAUAACAUUGAUGCAGCGCGAGCAGCUUUAGAUGGGUUCCUGCCCCUGUACCCAUAUUGCUUUGCUUACUGGCGCAAAAUCAGCGACAUGGAACUUAAGCAUGGCAGCCCAGAACGGAGUCUUGGUUUGCUGCUUGAAGGCGCUCGCUGUAUCCCCGUGUGCACGGAGCUCUGGACCGCCGCCUUGCAAGCUCUUCAGAAAUAUGCCAGCGAGAACGACCUCGACAAAUCCGUCGUCACACAAGCAAUAGAAGACUGCAUGGAGUGCGUGGGAGCCUCGUACCGCAGUGUUGAGGUAUGGGACUAUUGCAUCCAGUACUACACGCAGCAGGAGAACUUCAUCAAACUUGUGCAAGUCUACAAGAAGCUCCUCAGCACUCCCACCAAGCAGUACAACAAACACUGGGACAGGUUCCUGGAGCUGGUGCGAGAUUAUCACCCACGCUCGCUGCUGCCGCCUGAAGAGUAUGAGGCAGCGAGAAAAGCUUGCUGCAAACAACUUAACCUCAAGUACACGCCUGGUCCUCUGCUUCCUCCCAAUGCGCCUAAGAAGACACAACAGCCAGAAGACAAGUUGUCGGCUGCUAUCAAGGAGAAGCUCGUGGCUAGUCUGGUGCCUGUACACGAGGCCAACGAGAAGGCUGUCAACAGGCGCUGGAAGUUUGAGGAGCGGAUAAAGCGGCCAUAUUUCCACAUCAAAGCUUUAGAUCGUCGCCAGUUGAAGAACUGGAAUGAAUAUUUAGACCUUGAGAUAAAAGAAGGCGAUGCUUUUCGAGUGAUCGUAUUGUUUGAACGUUGCUUAGUGGCAUGCGCUCAGUAUGAAGAGUUUUGGUGCAGGUACGCGCGCUACAUGGAGCAGCAUGUGGCUAAUGUUAAGGCAGGAGUGUUUGUAAAGGACCAGAACUCUGAUGUCAAAACUGAUAAUGUUGAUGAUGAAGCUGACGGUGUGGCCGAGAGCGCUGACAAGGAAGGUGGCAGCAGCAGUGGUGGUGAGACUGCCACUGCUGCUGCCCCUGGCGCUGCUGGCCCUGACGCAGCUACUGAUAGCGAGACGUCUGCUACAGGCAGGGAGAACACUAGUGCUAUUUUAGAUGCUAAGAGUGAUAAUAACAACAGUGAUGGUGUUAGUGGUAACAAAGACAGUGGUGUUGAUAGCUCCGAACAAUCCAGUGCUGCUAAUAAAACUCCUGAAGACACUCAAGUAUUGAGUAGAGACGCUAGUUCUAAGGCUGUAGCAGGUGAUGCUGCUAUCAUCAGUAAAGACCAGAUCAAAAGUGAGCCUGUAGAUGAGGAGGAGGAUGAUGUUGUUUACCUAAACGAGAUGAAUUCUGUGCCUAAUUCUCAGCAUAUUACAGAUAGGGCUUUCAUUAAUACUGGUCGCAGUUGUUGGACUUAUGAAGACGUUGUUGGUUACGUAUGUGAAGGUGUGGGCUUGGUGGGUCGUGUGCUUAGGUGCCCCACCCUUACUAGACAAUGGGUCUAUGAGCAAGCCGACUGGGAAGAUGUACGUCAAAUCUACAGAAGAGCUUCAUGGAUACAUUGUCCCAACAAGCCUCUCAUUGCCAUGCAAUGGGCGCAAUUUGAGGAGCUCCAAGACAACGUGAGCACGGCGCGCGAGCUGCUGAGCACCGUGGUCGCCAAGCACCCUACGCUGCUCACUGCCAGAGUGGCGCAGGCAGAGCUGGAGCACCGGGCUGACAACGAGGUGCUCGUCGAGCAGACUUACAAAGACGCGAUGAACGCCGUCGUCGCGCCCAGAGAACGCUCCUUCCUGGCCAUCAAAUACGCAAGAUUUCUCUACAAGGUGCGAGACAAUUUUGACGCAGCACUUGCUCUGCUACGCAAGGCUCUCAAAAAGGACCGCGGUAACGUGUACCUGUAUCAGCACGUAUUCGACAUGUGUUAUGAACGGCAUCCGAUGGACUCGCGCGGCGUUCUCGCUGCCGUCAUGCUGGCUCUCCAGGCCAAGGAUCUGCCGCUCUCUGACAAGUGCUGGUUUGCUAAGAAGAAGAUUGCUUUCCUCCGCGAACACGGCACUAUCAAAGAGCUUGUGGAAGCUCGUGCAGAACUUAAGAAGCAUGAGCAGCUGCUAGAGCAAAGCAUCAAAGAUAUGAAGGAGAAGGAAGAAAGAGACGAAGCUCAAAGAAAGAAAAAAGAAGCCGACGACAUGAAGAAAACAGUUAAAGAAGAAGCCAAGAAGGAAGAAGAAAAGAGGGCAAAUGCUGCGGCCGCCUUAGUUUCAGUUAUUAAUCCUCCUCCAAAGUUCCCAACGUCAUCGCCCGCUGGUCCACAGCAGCAUUUUCCCUUGCCCUGCUUCUCUGCGGAUGGCGUCGUCACGUAUGCGUCAAUGGAGGGCUACGGCUACGGUGAGGUUGACCACAACAAGUCUCUGGCGUCAGCACAAGACAUGAGCAACCAGCAGCCUGACGGGCACCGCAUGCACGACUCCUUCUCUGAAGUCCCGCCCUGGUCUGAUCAGGUCGACCAAGCCAACAAACCACGCGAUGAGCGGGAGCUGGCGAAGCAGGUGGAGAACAUGAAAAACGUCCAGUACGACGACCUUCUGCGAUCAGGCAUUCGUCCUGGCGCCUCUGGAAUGGAUGGGCGACCACUGCUCCCUCCUCCCCAUAUGGCACCCAACCAUCCUCCUCCCCUCGCGCCGCCGCCCUUCCCUGGGUUCUCUUCACAUCCCGCCGUCAACCCUGGGCAAGUGGCUGUUGGCCCCGAUGUCGGUGCAAUGAUGGGAGGCUUCAAACGCCCUUUUCCCGGUGACCCAAGUGAGUGCGGCAGUCCUGACGCUAAGCAGGCGCGUUGUGAUGGUCCCGAGUCGCGGCCUCACGGCAACCUGACGCAGUUCGACCCUCACUACACCGACCAGCCUGGCCCCUCAGCCCCUCCCAGUCACAGAGCAACCUUUGGAGCGUAUGGAGAUCCUCCUUUGCCUUUCUCGAAGAUAGGCGGCCUCAGCAAUGUCUUGCGGGGCCCUGGUGACGGCAGGCCAAUGAAUGGUCCCAGUGGGGUCAAUGGCAUGCAUGGGUCGAUGAGAGGCCCUGGAGAUAUGCAAGACCCGCGACAAAAUGGGGCCAUGGAUUUCGAGGGACGGAAUCCCUACACUCAGCCACAAAUACCAGAGAACCGCAUGGGUGACAUCCCUCGUCACCUCAGCCUACCCGACCAAAACCCUUGCGUGAACGUACCAGAGUGGCUUAUUAAGGAAGGCGGAGAGCUUCGACUCUCUUCCACGGCUGCCGGCAAUUCCGUUAUACGCUACUGGCCCUCAUAUAUGACAGUCGAGGGUAGUCAGAAAAUGUUUGAGGUUCUUCGUAAGAAUACCAAGUGGCAUCAACGGCGAAUGAUAAUUGACGGAGAAGGCGUGAACGUUCCUCACCUUCUGUCCUGGGUUGGUCCGUGCGACUACAGUUAUCGCGGUAUGACUCUUUAUAAGAACGACUCGUGGCGCCCCGAGAUUGUUGACCUGCUGCACCGCCUCAUGCAGUACACUUCGUGCCAGUACAACAGCUGCUACAUCAGUCUCUACCGUAACGGCAAUGACCGCAGCACCUGGAACUCCCAUGAUCAUCCUGCGCUCCGAGAGCGCCCUGUCGUUGCUAUAGUGUCUCUCGGUGAAACGCGUCUGUUUGAGAUGCAGCGCAAAGACGGCCGAGGCUUCCUGCGUUUCCCUCUCUUCUCUGGCUCGUUGCUUCUCAUGGAGGGCGCCACUCAAGACGACUGGCUACAGCAGAUUCCAAAGGAGCCUUUGAUUACCAACGAGCGCAUGGAGCUCACAUUCCGGAAAAUGUUCAUGAUUAAGGGUUUAACUGUUUAAAAGCAAACAUACUUCAUGAUAUUUAAGACUGUGUAUGAAGGAGUAGAUAGCCUCAUCAUAUGCGAAUUCCAACCACCAAAUUGUAAACGUCAAAGAUUUUUCUGUCUGAUAAUUACUUUCAAUUUGGUUUUAUGUUGGAUAUUAUCCAACACGAAUCAUUUAGUUUAAAAUUAGAUUCCAUAUCUGUUUUAACAUUUUUUUGAAUUUGCAAGUUUUCUGCUUCCGAAAUUCGACCAAUUAUUUUGCCCUCCCUCUUCUGCAUCGCCGUCUUAAUUCGAGCAAUGCAUGGAAUAAACUACUCAUCAAUUCAUCAGCUUGAAUCAAAUCUCUGCAACACCUGAGGUUCCAGUACAAAUUUUAAAAUAGUGGCACCUCACUGUUAUGCUGAUAUGUGUACAUAGAGUUGUCCCUAUUUCACGCUUCCAUUUCAGCGUCUUGUCAAACACUGGCGGUACGUUCUGAAGAGGUCGGCAAAUUAGUCAUGGAUCAUUUCUUGAAUUAAAUUUUUUAGGAGGUAAUUGGGAUUCAACUGAAAUUAAAUACAGAGCUGCAUCCCAUAGUUUAAAGACUUUACAGUGUUCGUAAACAGUCACUGGCAUUUAAAAACGUUCGUAACGUUAUCAGAACUUGAUACUUCUGCCAAUAAAUUCUGCAUCAA
Hyalella azteca is the source of this 6207-nucleotide messenger RNA. RefSeq lists its product as uncharacterized. Gene Ontology annotation, molecular function: protein binding. Gene Ontology annotation, cellular component: U2-type prespliceosome; U1 snRNP; commitment complex. Gene Ontology annotation, biological process: RNA processing; mRNA 5'-splice site recognition. The coding region runs from base 342 to 5549 and encodes 1735 amino acids. The record is from RefSeq and is a predicted model, not a curated record. The transcript is spliced from 25 exons. Lineage: Eukaryota; Metazoa; Arthropoda; Malacostraca; Amphipoda; Hyalellidae.